Molecule: messenger RNA, 2584 nt
Organism: Marmota flaviventris (yellow-bellied marmot)
Lineage: Eukaryota; Metazoa; Chordata; Mammalia; Rodentia; Sciuridae
Gene: Sars2
Product: seryl-tRNA synthetase 2, mitochondrial
Biological process (GO): seryl-tRNA aminoacylation
Molecular function (GO): serine-tRNA ligase activity; ATP binding
Source: RefSeq, a predicted model, not a curated record
UAAUUGGUGUAAAUGCGGAGUGGGCGGGAUAAAGAGUGUGUGACUCUUUGUUCCCAGUCCAAGAUGGCUGCGUCCAUGGCUCGGCGUUUGUGGCCUUUGUUGGCUCGUCGAGGGCUUCGGCCCCAGGGAAACUGUGUCUCCAGCCAGAACCCAAGGAGGAGUUUCGCUGCAGAGAAACCAGACCGGAACCUUCUGUACGAGCACGCGCGCGAGGGCUAUAGCGCUCUCCCUCAGCUGGAUAUGGAGCCUCUGUGCGCAUGCCCAGAAGAGGUCGCGCGUGCCCUGGACCUCCGCAAGGGGGAGUUGCGGCCGGCUGAUCUGCCCGCGAUCAUUGCAGUGUGGCAGGAGCUGAGGCAGCUUCGAGAGCAGAUCCGGAGCCUGGAGGCAGAGAAGGAGGCUGUGACAGAGGCCGUGCGGGCCCUGCUGGUGAACCAGGACAGCAGCCAAGUGCAGCAGGACCCUCAAUACCAGGCUCUACGGGCACGUGGCCGGGAGAUCCGGAAGAAGCUCGCGCCCCUGUACCCCAGGAACACCCAGCUCGAGGAGCGGUUCUACGUGCGGGCGCUGAGGCUGCCCAACCAGACCCACCCAGACGCCCCCAUCGGGGAUGAGAGCCAGGCCCGAGUGCUCCAUGUAGUCGGAGAAAAGCCAGCUUUCUCCUUCCAACCCCGGGGCCACCUGGAAAUUGGCGAGAAGCUCGACAUCAUCCGUCAGAAGCGCCUGUCCCACGUGUCUGGCCACCGCUCCUAUUACCUCCGCGGGGCAGGGGCCCUUCUGCAGCACGGUCUGGUCAACUUCACCCUCAACAAGCUGGUCCGCCGGGGCUUCACCCCCAUGACGGUGCCAGACCUUCUCCGAGGAGCCGUGUUCGAAGGCUGUGGGAUGACGCCAAAUGCCACCCCGUCCCAAAUUUACAACAUUGACCCCUCCCGCUUCGAAGACCUCAACUUGGCUGGCACGGCCGAGGUCGGGCUCGCAGGUUACUUCAUGGACCACACUGUGGCUGUCAGGGACCUGCCAGUCAGGAUGGUCUGUUCCAGCACCUGUUACCGGGCCGAGACGGACACGGGGAAGGAGCCCCGGGGGCUGUACCGCGUGCACCACUUCACCAAGGUGGAGAUGUUUGGAGUGACAGGCCCCGGGCUGGAGCAGAGCUCGCAGCUGCUGGAGGACUUCCUGUCCCUUCAGGUGGAGAUCUUGACUGAGCUGGGCUUGCACUUCCGGGUCCUGGACAUGCCCACCCAGGAGCUGGGCCUUCCCGCCUACCGCAAGUUCGACAUCGAGGCCUGGAUGCCCGGCCGAGGCCGCUUUGGGGAGGUCUCCAGCGCCUCCAACUGCACUGACUUCCAGAGCCGCCGCCUCCACAUCAUGUUCCGCACCGAGGCCGGGGAGCUGCGGUUCGCGCACACGGUGAACGCCACGGCCUGCGCGGUGCCGCGCCUCCUCAUCGCCCUCCUGGAGAGCAACCAGCAGAAGGAUGGCUCUGUCCUCGUGCCCCCAGCGCUCCAGCCCUACCUCGGCACCGAUCGGAUCUCGGCCCCCACCCACGUGCCUCUCCAGUACAUUGGUCCCAACCAACCCCGGAAGCCCAGAGACCCUGGCCAGGCGGCCUCCAGCUGAGAACGUCGCACACCAGCGGUUGUCACUGCUGCCUGGGUUGCAGAGGCCCGGCCCAGGGACCUAUUUUCCUGAACCUUCCUCAUGGCUGAGUCACUCACACCCCGGCUCCAGGCUUGACCCUCCCCUGCCCGCCCUCUCUGAGUCCCUGAGUGACCUGUUGCUCCUGGGGCCCGCAGCAGGAGGCAGGACCGACUCCUGUCCUCCAUCUCCUUUCCUCCCUCGUGCUGGGCAGAAGGUCCUCAAUAAAUGGCCAGAACAGGGGCCUCUGUGCAGCUGUGAGCAGGGGCAGAGCCUGGGCCACCCGGGAGGCACUGGGCAACGGCAGGGGGUCCCAGCCGACAUCGGGGGGUCUGUGGCUGUGAGGACUGGGCUGGCAGCAUCCAGCAACCCCAGACCAUAGGCAGGUGCCCCGGGCCCCCAGGAGCUUCAAGGAGGCCGAGCUCGUCCCCGCCCCCCAGGGCAGGCCUCUGCUGGCCGCUGGAACUCACCUCGCUUCACCCCUGUCGCCGGCUCCAGCAUCGACCCUGAGGUUUCCUCAGCAGUUUUUCCCACGUCCCUGUCGAGCUCAUCAGUGACCUUGGCAGUCCAGCUUCAGAAUCUUGCCGCAGCCUGUCAUGCCCUCUCCUCCUUGCCCUCUGCCAGUCCUGCUGACCAGUGUCUCCUCCUUGGAUCAUCACAGAAGCCGGCUGUCUCCUUGACUCCCUGUGAACCCCCAAGUCAGGGCCUGCCCCUCCCUCCCCAGAGCCCCCACGGCUCCAUCAGAGUAAAGGACGAAGUUGUCAUGGCCCCACGACUGUGCUCUGUCAUUCACUGCAGUGUUCUCUCCUUCCCUACGUAACCUGUGUGUAUGUCCUCGUCACCCCCUCGGGACUGGGGUGUUGGCCAGAUUGUUCACUGCUGUGGCCCCAGGGCCCAGGAGGGGAGCUGGCCUGUAGAAGGUGCUCAAUAAAACGGAGUGGACUGG